This is a messenger RNA of Symbiodinium sp. CCMP2592, 1905 nucleotides long. The record is from the annotation of a GenBank genome assembly. Lineage: Eukaryota; Dinophyceae; Suessiales; Symbiodiniaceae.
AUGGCCAUCAAUGCAUCCCGCGCCGAGAGGAGGACGGAUGAGUACCUGAAGCUGAGCACGAGCACCAGCGACAUCGUCGCUCCGGGGAGUUAUGAGCCAAAGCUGGGAAAGGAGGUGGGGGAGGCAGUCGCUCCCUUCAUGAGCCUCCAGGAUAAAGAGCUCAACCCACUCUCGCUGAUGGCGAAGAUGACCCCAGGGCCUGGCUCCUACGCUGGGCAAGAGCCGCCUUACGGUGGUGCCUUACCCGGAGCAGGCUUGUCGCAGAUGUCGUUCAAGUCCAAGCUCAAGCGGCUGGCCGCGUCGACACCGGGAUCGACUGUGUACACCGAGUCCACAAUCGCCAAGAAUCCAGGCCCUGGUACCUAUGGGCGGAAGGGGUCUAUAACGCCACCGCCGAUGUUGGACUUGAUGCCGGCUGUAAAGCCAGUUCUGAAGGACAGAGACAAGACAGCCCCAUCAGUUCCACCGAUGAGGUAUCUUCCAGGCCAGGUCCCGCAGACAGAGGCUGCUUCGGCAGAUGUCGCCAAGUUGACAAGCCGCCAUACCGGUGAGCCUCGGGACAUGGCUGGCCCAGGCGAGUACGACAUCAUCGGCGAGCGGAAGCUGGCCAAGAACGAUCGCAUCACCGUCUUUCACGACCCGGCAAAGCGAAAGUUCCGGCAGCUGUGGGAGCCAUCCGUCGCAAUUGAUUGUGCCGUAGCUCCGAUGGAUCUGCCUGGCCCCGGCGCCUACGACGGCGCGAUGACGGCUCGACCUGGCAAUCACGCCGGCGCUGUCACGCAGUUCGUGUCGAAGAGCCCAAUGGCGCACGACGUCGAGGUCAAAGACAAGCAGCGCACCCCUGGACCAGGCGCAUACACCAUCGUCGCCAAAAUCGACAAAAAUCUUAACGAACAGCAGGAGCGGCUGGAAGCCGUGGGCAACAGUGCAGGCUUCGGGUCCAUGACGGAACGUGUCGGAUGGUCACGGGAUCUCAACCAACCGUUCAAGGAUCCUUACCACUUGAAGCACGUGCCGGGUCCUGGCCACUACACCAUGGGUCCGGGAGACUGGAAGGAUCCAAACGAGAUCGAUCCGAACAAGGUUCUCCAGAGACCUCGGCGAUCUCUCCACGGCGUGCACCAUCCCACGCUGAUCCUGGCCCUCCAGGAAACGGAGGGCCCUUUGCAGGCCUUCAACACGUCGGACGACAGGCCUUGCAACAAAGAGUUCGGACAGUUGACGCCUGCUCCCUGGCAGUACCUGCCGGAAACUGCGAGAGGCACCUCAAUGGUCGCCGACCUGAAAGAGAAGGCGAAGAUCGGUCGCAAAGGCGUCUUCGGUAGUUGUGCUGACCGCUUCUUCAGAAGUCCGCUGAAUGCGCGCGAAGGGCUGCCUGAUCCCAGUUACGACGGGGGCAAGAUCAACAUGGGCAAAGAUCCCAGCUCGCCAGAAGCGAGGUCUCCGUUCCAAUCAGGCUCUCCGCGAAUGCAAGCGGCGGGCGACGCCAAAGAGGUGGGCGUGAUUCGUCUCGGUGAGUUGCAGACGCCGGCGCCGGGCGAGUACGAAAUCAAGGAGCCCAACUACCGCUCGCCGUACCGAGUGCCCAGGUCCGAGCAUUUGUCGUUUGGAUCUGGCACCGCGCGCUUCAAUGAGAAGCAGGAAGUCUUUACCAAGUUCACGCUCCCCGAGGGGCCGUCUCCUGGCGACUACAACACGUUGCCCUCGAAGAGGCAUGUGGUCGGCGGCGCGCGUCUGAAGGACAAGCGCAAGCCGGCAACCGUCGGGUGCACGACGACCACCGUUGGCCCUGGAAGCUACGGGGAUCAGAUCGACACUGCGCUCUUGAAGAAGACUUACAACGUGACGACCCAGGCCCGCAGCAUCUUAAAUCGGAAUGCGCCGACGCCGGCAGAGCCCAGUUGA